This is a messenger RNA of Tribolium castaneum (red flour beetle), 4756 nucleotides long. RefSeq names its product Hecw ubiquitin protein ligase (gene Hecw). NCBI's taxonomy places the organism in Eukaryota, Metazoa, Arthropoda, Insecta, Coleoptera, Tenebrionidae. Gene Ontology annotation, molecular function: protein binding; ubiquitin protein ligase activity. The transcript is spliced from 11 exons. Gene Ontology annotation, cellular component: cytoplasm. The coding region runs from base 334 to 4191 and encodes 1285 amino acids. Gene Ontology annotation, biological process: regulation of dendrite morphogenesis; protein polyubiquitination. The record is from RefSeq and is a predicted model, not a curated record.
CAUCCGUUUGUUGUCAAAUCAGCUGCUGUACACAAAUAAUCUCCCAAAAAGGCUUUAAUUAGUAACAGUGGCACCAAACGGCCUAAAAUGCGUCCAAUUAGUGCGCUUCGCGCGUUCGCCUAAGUGCGUCAGUGUCGUGCGUCCGCUUGGCCCAACUGCCUAACCCCGAAAAAACUUUGAAAAAUGCGUGAUUCACCCAAUUUGUGAGCCUUCGAUUAUGUUAUGUGCACUCCCUGGUGCCCGGACGUCCGGCCCCCGACGCCUGGUUGUCUGUCGCCAUGACAACGUGAGAUGAUAGCGCCGGCGACGAUGGAGUUGGAACGGUGAUGGGAGAUGGACAAAAGCGCCGAAGAAAUCGAACAAAUCAAUUGUGAUAAUACUGCCAGUCCUGAAGACGCCAAUUGCCAGUUCCUCAAGUGCAAUGUCGGGAAGGAGAAGCAGCCGAUCUACGUGGAGGCCGUCGACGAGGAGCCGCAGAACAGGCACGAGGUGCUCAAGAGGACGAGGAAUGGGGGCGACAGGAUUUUCGCCAACCAGAACGAGGACGGGACCUGGCUGCUGCGCUGGGACGUGGGGUGCCAGAAGGAGGGCGAUUUUGUCGCGUUGUGCUACCAAGAUAGCAGCAGCGCGGAAGAGUGCCUGGCUCGGCAAAAGGUGUCCGGUCAGGAGUCGAGCACCAUGUGGCUCCACUGGCACCUCGAUAUCCCCCCUCACAAUGACUGUGAAAAACUGCUGUGUUUCCGUUAUUACGACGGCUCUACUUUAGAUUAUUUAGCACAGACCGACUCUCUGAUAAUAAAACAUCCAACUGACAAAUUAAAAAAACUGAUAAAAGUGAAACAAAAACACAAGUGUAAUGGUAUCGAAAACAACGCGUUCCAGGACGAAUCCGAGAUUCCGACUUUGAAAAGUUCAAACUCACUCGAAGAUUUGAACACUGGAGUGAAGAAAAAGGCGGUGAACGGGUUAGUGCGUUCGGAGAGUACAAAUAUGGGCGGUACGAAGAAAAAGAUUCGCUCCAAAUUGAACCAGAAGAGUCCGAACAAGGAGUAUUAUCAGAUUUGGACGGCUUACAGUAAUUCGAGUGCCAAAGACGAGGAGGAGGCGUGCAGUUUUGAUUUGGGGGCGGGGUCGGCGCCGCCUUUACCGCCCAGGACCAAUCACAGGCCAUUGGAGCGCUCACAUGCGCUCGUGGCCCCGCCCCCCGCCGUACUUCGGCAAAACAAACCGAAGAAAAUGCAAAAACCUGAAGAUACCUUCAAUUUCGAACUAAUCGACACCGAUGAAGAUUACAAGACGUCGUCAGCGGCGUCGUCAGCGUCUGACGACGCCACCUUGUCCACGUGUAAAAUCAAAGCUGCCUUUCUCGAAAACGGGAAAAAAUUAAUCGGGAGUGACAAUUACAUAACCACGGUCCUAUCGAAAAAUUUAGACACUAAUUCUAGUCCCAAAGCAAAUGCUCAUUUAAAUUUAGAACCUAAAGAUAGUCAAAGUUCAGUCUCGACUCAAAGUAGUAGUUCGCUUGAUGGUGAUAAUAAUCCAGAGUUGGUCUUGAAACCGCACAAGCCCCUCACUCGCCAACUCCCCGAAGACACGCCCGACACCCCCGUCCACAAACCGCGCCCUAAAGCACUAGAUCGCGUUGCGGGAUUGGCUGGUGCGCUGCCCGUGUGCCCGCCCACGCCCACUCACCGCUCGCGGAAACCACGCAACGCCGAAUUGAGACCGCCCACGCUCAAAUCGAGCGAAUCGUCGCUGGAAGGGGCGGAGAAUGCGGCGGGGCUGGAAGUGAAACAGGCGGAUGUUAGGCCCUUGGAAAGUCUAGAGGGGUGGAGCGAGGCUAAACCGGCCAAAGACAAUCCCAGAUUGAGUCUUAUCGCGUUGUCCGAAUUGAGGAAUGUUGAUAGGAGGAGUCCGGAAGUGAGGAGUCAUGAUUUGGUGAGGGCGGAGGCUAGUGGAGGGAUGCCGUUGACGUUGCAGAGAUUGAGCACGACGCGGUUACCCUCCAUUCCGGAAAGGAGUCACCGGAUUUUGACCGUGGCCGAAAUUCCGGGCGAGCACGAAGAGCCCUUGCCUCCUUCGUGGGAGGCGAGGAUGGAUAGCCACGGCCGCGUCUUUUACAUCGACCAUGCGACUCGGACGACGUCCUGGACCCGUCCUGGGGGCAACAGUAGUUCAAUUUUGGGUAGUGGUGGCGCUGAACAACAGCGCCGCCAACUGGAUCGAAGAUACCAAAGUAUCAGACGAACAAUAAGUUCGAAUCGAUUGGUGGAUGUGAUGGAUUUUUCAGCCGCCCCUCCUGGGUGUCGUCUCUUGACACGGCCUGAUUUUUUUACGAUUUUACACAUGAAUCAGGAUGCCUUAUCUUUAUACAAUCGAAACCCUACACUUAAGCAUAUGAUCGUGAAAAUUCGGCGCGAUCCGGCCGUUUUCGACAAAUACCAACACAAUAAAGAACUAGUCGCUUUAGUGAAUAUGUUUGCCGACACUUCCAGUGAUUUACCGGAGGGUUGGGAUACGAAGAAAGACAGAAAUGCAAAGCAAUUUUUCAUCGAUCACACGCACAAAAAAACCACUUAUAUGGACCCGAGAGUGCCGACGGAACCGAUUUCGUAUUCGCGCCGAAUGUCGGAAGAUGGACAGGUUCCUGUCCCUCCACCGAGACCUACAACUACAACGAGCUUCGUUUCGACGAAUGUGCCCGAAGUACCGGUGGCUUACAACGAUAAAGUGGUGGCCUUUUUGAGACAGCCUAAUAUUUUCGAUAUUUUACGCGAAAGACAUUCGCCGAUUGGAACAAGUUUGUCGCUGAGAGAUAAAGUGAAUGCAGUGAGGGUUGACGGAACGACAGCUCUGGAUAGGUUGAGUCAUGAUGUUCACCUGACAAUUCUUUUAAGCCUCUUCGAGCAGGAGAUUAUGUCGUAUGUCCCUGCGGUGGACUCGCGCAGCACUGCACGCAGUCCUCGGGGGUCGCCCCAGCCCUCGCCCAUCGCCUCGCCCGGACUGAGCCGCCACCGCGUCCCUGCGCCCCACAAGCGCGAUUUCGAGGCCAAAUUGAGGAAUUUCUACCGGAAGUUGGAGAGUAAGGGCUACGGUCAAGGGCCCGGCAAAUUUAAGUUGCACAUCCGGCGCGAGCAUCUGCUCGAAGACGCCUUCAGGAGGAUUAUGUCCGCGAAUAAGAAAGAGUUGCAGAAGGGGAAGUUGUGCGUGGUCUGGGAUAAUGAGGAGGGACUGGACUAUGGGGGCCCCAGUCGGGAAUUUUUCUUCUUGCUUUCAAGGGAAUUGUUUAAUCCCUAUUAUGGACUUUUCGAGUAUUCAGCCAAUGAUACUUACACCGUGCAGAUCUCCCCCAUGUCGGCGUUCGUCGACAAUUACCAUGACUGGUUUAGGUUUAGUGGUAGAGUCCUAGGUUUAGCCCUCGUCCAUCAGUACCUCCUGGACGCGUUUUUCACCCGUCCCUUCUACAAGGCGCUGCUGCGCCUCCCGGUGGCCCUCUCGGACCUCGAAAGUCUCGAUUUUGAGUUCCACCAGUCCCUGCAAUGGAUCCGCGAGCACGACGUCUCCAUGCAGGGGGAGCUCGAGCUGACCUUCGCCGUCACGGAGGAGGUCUUCGGCCAGGUGUUGGAGCGCGAACUCAAACCUGGCGGCCGAAAUGUCCCAGUGACAGAGAAGAAUAAAAAAGAGUAUUUGGAGAGGAUCGUGCGCUGGCGGCUCGAGCGCGGCGUCUCCGAGCAAACCGAAUCCCUAGUGAGAGGCUUCUAUGAAGUCGUCGACCCAAGACUGGUGAGCGUCUUCGACGCUCGAGAACUAGAGUUAGUGAUCGCUGGCACCGCCGAAAUCGACCUGGCGGACUGGAGACAGAACACGGAGUACCGCGGGGGCUACCAUGACCAGCACCCGGUGGUGGUUUGGUUCUGGCAGGCGAUUGAAAGGUUUAGCAACGAGCAGCGACUGCGACUGCUGCAGUUCGUGACGGGGACGUCGAGCAUCCCCUUCGAGGGCUUCUCGGCUUUGAGGGGCUCCAUUGGCCCCCGGAAGUUCUGCAUCGAGAAGUGGGGCAAGCCAAAUAGUCUUCCAAGGGCCCACACGUGUUUCAAUAGGUUAGAUUUGCCCCCUUAUCCCACGUCGGAGGUUUUGUACGAGAAGUUAUUGUUGGCUGUUGAGGAAACGAAUACUUUCGGGAUUGAGUAGUUACUUAAUUGGGGACUUGAGGACUGGCUGGAGGGUUAAUUGUUGUUCCUUGCGCCGUUUAGAGCCAGUGUUGAGUUUGCUGCUGAUAGCUGGUGUAUUGUUCACGCCACAGCCUCCUAUGAACCGAAAAAUUGGAAAGUGACGUUACGUUCAAAUGGAGGAGGCCGUGGUUCAGUUUACUUACCAAAUAAUUUGUACAUUUUCUGUCGCAUUUCUAAUGUAAAUAAUAUUUAUUUGUCUAGAAUCUGAUUAGUUGUAUGGGUUUCUUUAGUCAUUUGUGGAUAAAACUGUUUUUAUUUAUGUAAUUUAUUGACGAGUUUUAAUAAGUGUUUCGUUGCUAGUUACCACAUAAGAUUAAUCAUUUUUAUGAAUCUGAAAUACGAAAAGUUGUGAUUUAUGUAAUUCUAGUCAGUUAUCAUUAUUCUGGAUUCUUUUAAAUGCACAAAAUGUUUUAUAUUAAGGUUUAAAUAUGCCAACGUUCUAGAUUAUAAUUGUUUGUGUAUUGGUAUAAAUAUAUGAGCUAAAUUUGUAACAUUCCAAGAAAAUACAUAUUUGUUACACAUUU